CCGCAACCUUAUAACCUGGACUUAUUUCCCGGCAGACCACGACGUGCCUUGAUUCUAGAUUCCGAUUUCUUGCAUUUCUCUCACGACAAAAAGGAGCCGAUUGAAAAUUUCGAACGGGACGCUGGAUAACCUCGAUUCGAAAAGCAGACGAGAAGGGAUACAGAGCGGCGCGCAUGUGGCGGUGUACUCGAAGACAUGGUUAAGCGCUUUCAUCAGAAAAGGGGCAGCGAUGAUGACACGGUAGCGUUGACGGCCAUCGACACAGAACAACAAUCGACAAAUUCGGAACCAGAGUACGAGUACAAGCAGGUGAAAUGGAAGGACUUCGUGACGAAGAAGAAGUAUAUACCAUGGUGGAUUUUGUUCAUUGUGAUCAGUGUCCUGGUGGGGUUGAUGUCAUUGUAUCACGAUAAAAUUGUCGAUGCAUUAAAACCAGCAUCGACGAAGAUUAAAGAUUUACCGGCGGGUUUCCUCAUACCAGUAGCAAUUCUUAUCAUCCUUUCCUUCCCGCCUUUAUUCGGCCACGAAAUUAUUGCUCUCCUUUGCGGUGUUGUAUGGGGAUUGUGGAUUGGAUUUGCUAUUGUUGCGGCAGGAACGUUCUUAGGAGAAGUUGGAACGUGGUUUGCAUUCAAAUACGCAUUCAGAAGAAAGGCCGAAAAGUUAGAGAAAACAAAUCUCAAUUACGCAGCUUUAGCACGCGUCACCCGCGAUGGUGGCUUUUGGAUUGUCCUCGUAAUCCGCUUCUCCAUCAUCCCCUCUCAUUUCUCGACCGCAGUAUUCUCCACCUGCGACGUCAACUUCUGGUUCUUCGCCAUCGCCACCUUCCUCACCCUACCCAAGCAAAUCAUCCUCGUCUACGUUGGCGUCCUCCUAACAGAACAAAACACGAACAACACGCUCAAUUAUCUAGUUGCGGGCGGCGCUUUCAUCAUCACGGUCUUUGCCGGAUGGUACAUUUAUUCGAAGAUGCAGAAAGUGAAGAAAGUUUUGCUGGAAGAGCAGGAUGAGAGGAAACGCGCGAAGUUGGAAGCUGCUGCGCCCGCCCCUGCGCCUAUGCAACCGAUGCAGCCUAUGUAUUCGCAGCAAACCGGUAUUGCGUAUUAAAAAGAAAAUUGGGAGGUUAGAUUUGGCGUUGGGUAGGGUCGGCCGCUCUGAGAUGAGCUGGCAUAAGUCCUGACGCGAAGAAGUCAGCGGUCAGGCAACGGCCGUUCCGGCUGCACUGUUUAUAGACAUUCACGAGUAUAGCAGCAUUGCUGGCGUUUGGGUUGGCAUUUGGAGUGUACUGGUACUUGGGAUGGGGUGGUUGUAUCGUACGAGCGAUUUUGGCUUUGGCAUCGGAAUCGGGCCUUCUGUACUAAUAAUGUACAUGAUUUGAUGAGCAUACGAUUCAA
Messenger RNA from Mollisia scopiformis, 1391 nucleotides. RefSeq lists its product as uncharacterized. NCBI's taxonomy places the organism in Eukaryota, Fungi, Ascomycota, Leotiomycetes, Helotiales, Mollisiaceae. Bases 196 to 1104 code for a protein of 302 amino acids. The record is from RefSeq and is a predicted model, not a curated record. The transcript is spliced from 5 exons.